Hemibagrus wyckioides is the source of this 2108-nucleotide messenger RNA. RefSeq lists its product as uncharacterized. The record is from RefSeq and is a predicted model, not a curated record. Gene Ontology annotation, biological process: Golgi vesicle transport; cleavage furrow formation; intracellular transport. Lineage: Eukaryota; Metazoa; Chordata; Actinopteri; Siluriformes; Bagridae. The transcript has 16 exons. Gene Ontology annotation, molecular function: actin binding. Gene Ontology annotation, cellular component: cell cortex; cytoplasmic vesicle membrane. The coding region runs from base 1 to 1866 and encodes 621 amino acids.
AUGGAGCAGGUUGGGUUUCCUCCAAGUCACUGUCAGCUCUCUCUGAGGUGCGUCCUGAAUGUACACGAGCAGCCAGUGUGUGAGGAGCAGGCCUGGGCUCUGUGCUAUCAGCUCUGCUCACUGCUGGAGAGGAACUUCAGUCUGGAUGAUGGACAGAGUUACAGUUCGUGGAAGAGUCUCAGGCUCCCAGGACUGGACGGGAUUUUCCUCUGCCCCGAUGGCAACGUCUGUCUGAGAAUAGAGCACAGCGAAGUGGAAGACCAGUUUGUAAUCGAGACAGAAGCUCAGACAGUAGACUACGUGGGUCGUCUGAUAUACUCAUGCCUGGACUGGGGUCUCAGUGACGACAUGGAGCGAGAGCUGGACGAGACUCUGGAGCUGCUGGUGGAUCAGAUGACCAUGGAGGACCUCAGUCUGGAUGCUGAACACUGUCUCCAGCCUAUAUGCACCAUCUCCGAGGUCCUGCAGCUUUGUGAAGAGCACCUCUACAACCCGCGGCAGGCGACUCAGCACUACAGGAGUGUGUGUGCAACGCUUUACUCGCACACCAUCGAGCUCCACAACUAUCUGCAGAUCAUCCAGCAAACCCAGGAGACACCACAGAACCUGCUGGACUCAGAGAACCGCCCGGUCCCGGAUAUGACCGCUAACUGGAGGUUCAUGUGGAAGCACCUGAUGGACGAGUUGAGCAGAGGCGUGGUCCUGCGUCCGCCGAGGGACGAACCGAACUCCGGAGUCGCUCUGACACUGGACACGUCUCCUGCCACUCGACUCCUGCAGGACAUCCAGCUCAGACGCUACAGCCUGCGCAAAGUCAAGGUGUUGGAGAACGUUCAUGGAGAGCGAGGAGCUGAUCCUCAUCAAGCGCUGCUGGACUUUAUUCAGUCGAGGCCUAAACUGCGGCCGGUCUCAGAGAGAAAGCUUAAACCGAGAGUCCAGAAGCUGAAACACGAAGUCAGUCUGCACGAAUUGCUGAUGCAGGAAAUCCGCUCUUCUGACCCAGUGAAGCUCCUGUCCUCGUGUUGGAGGAGACGCUCACACAAAGAAACCGAAUUCAGAUCUCCGUCUCUCUUGGUGGAUGACGGCACGUCACCUGAGAAAUCCCUGACGCUGGUCUGUGCAGAUCCCCACGGAGAUGCGUCCUUUCUGAAUGCAGUUCACAGAUCUGGCCAGGAGGAGGCACCGUGCAGAGAGACCAUGUGCAAAGAUGGCUUUAAUCCACAGGAGGACAGUUACACAGCAGGUUCAUCUGUGAAGAAUCUGAGCUUCUCUCCUGCUCUCUUCUCCACACCUCGGAGUCUGUCUGAAGACUGCAGGCUUUCCAGAGGAAAACGCCGCACACAAUCUUUACCCAGUAACCUGGAGGUCCACCAGCUGGCAUCAAACAAAGUUUCUGUUCCCACAACGAUUGCUGAGGUCAUCAAAACGCAUUACAGGAAGGAAGGGAAGUCCUCGUGUGAUGUGUACGGGAACUGGCGGAUUUGUUCAUGUUGUGCAAAGAGAAGUUUGUAUUUCACCUGGCACAACUUCUGCUCUCUGUGCAAAAGGGUUGUGUGUCCAGGGUGCUGUGUAGAGCUGUGUCUCCCGUUUAAAUGGUGCCUCAACCUUCCCAUAAGCUUCUUUAAGAAGAUCGUAUUGACGAAAGAACCCGAGGAAAGUCAGAGACACUUCUGGAACGAGCGAUGGUCGUGGGAUCCGUCCCGGGUUCCUCUGGUUCUGGCGUCGGCUGGCUCUUCGGCUCCUCACGCUCUGGCGAUGAGAGACUGGCAUAAUCAGGACGUGUGUGUUGGAUGUCAGGGGCUUCUUCUGGAGGCGUGCGACUCCCCGGCGCCACCACUUGCGAUUAAAGCACCUCGAGAGAUAUAAACUGAUGCCUGUCUUUCUUUCUCUCCUCCUUUCUUCUAAUUUUUUAUUUGUGUAUAUUAACAACCAAUAUUGCAAAUGUAGAACGCUGUGUAAUGUCUGUUAGCUGUUGUGGGUUUAUGGGGGGGGUUAUUGUUUGAGCUUUUAAGCCAUCUUUAACACUGUUCCUUUAGCCACUGGUCACUGUGGAGGUGUCUUGUUGUGUUUAUUUCAUUCGUUUUAUUUGUUUUUCUGGGCUGUUGAAG